Molecule: messenger RNA, 4510 nt
Organism: Amyelois transitella
Lineage: Eukaryota; Metazoa; Arthropoda; Insecta; Lepidoptera; Pyralidae
Exons: 14
Coding region: 261-2228 (655 amino acids)
Source: RefSeq, a predicted model, not a curated record
CACUUCAUUCAUUUGCAGAUUGUUGAAGAAAACAAGAAAUGGAGUUGUGCCGUUGGUUGUUUAUUAAAAUUUUCUGCCGACUGAACUGAUAAUUGCGAUAUUAAUUUCUAAUCAGUGAAAAUUUUAAUUGAACUCGAUCAGUGUAGCCGUAAUACUCAAAGGGACGGAUGUGCAAGGAAAUUAUAAGAUUCGUUGUAUGGUUUGUGUAAAAAUAUUUUUAGUAAACAAAAUAGAUCUUCAUUUGUAAGAGGAUUGUAAAGAUGGGCACACGGGUCAAACGAUGGUAUCGUUCUCGAAAAAACCAGCUUUUAAUAGUGAUAUUUCUGUUAGGUCUUCUCAUGUACACCGUACUUAUCAACCACAAUACUCAGGAACUAGAUUUGGAUAUAACUAAAAGAAACUCCAUUCUUGCGUACAUUGAGCACAAACUGGAGGAACAGCUGAAGCUGGACAAGGGCACGGGGUGUCAGAUGCCCGAGCUGGACCCCUUCGCGGCGGAGGUCACGCAGUUCGACCGGGACCUGCCGCGGGUCACGUGCGACGGUCAAGAUUGGGUCAAGUGUUAUCUCUCAGAAUGCCGCGUGACCGCCCCCAUCCUGGCCCGUUACGGCAACGUGACGUGCACGUACCGGGAUAUUCUCUACGUGUCCGACGACGUGUACCACAUCGGGGCCGCGACCGCGACGCGCGGGGACUCUGUCUACCCGCUGCGGGAGAGCGACUUCGCUAAGGUCUCGUGCGUUGAGGAGAACGGUCGGCUUUUCAGCAUCCCGGCCCGGUGGAGCGGCCACGUGGCCGGGUUCCGGUCGACAGUGGCUCCCCGCCCGUCCCCGCCCGGCCGGGAGAACUCUCUCAACGUGUUGAUAUUCGGCUUCGACUCCACCGCCAGGAAUGGUUUUAUACGCAGAAUGCCCAAAAGCUAUGAGUAUUUGACGAAGAGUUUGCACGCUGUCGUGUUGAAGGGAUUUAACAUCCUAGGCGACGGGACGCCGGCCACUUUGUUCCCGAUACUGACGGGGAAGAACGAGCUGGAAUUACCUGACGCGAGGAAGAAGAUGAAGAACAAUAAAAGCGUUGAAGAUAUGCCGUUCAUAUUCCGCAGGUUGAGGGAUGACGGUUACCGCACUGCGUACUUCGAGGACAUGCCCUGGAUUGGCACGUUCCAGUACAGAUUCCGCGGUUUCCGCCGCCAGCCGGCGGACCAUUAUCUGAGGGCUUUCUUCCUGGAGGAGUCUUCCCGCGGGAAGAAGUGGCGCGGGAACAACAAGUACUGCGUGGGGGACACGCCGCAGUAUAAACUCAUGAUGAAUCUGACCAACCAGUUCUUCCACUUGGACGGAAAGAAGUUCGCGUUCACAUUCAUAGCGGACAUCACACACGACGAUUUCAACAUGAUCCCGACAGCAGACGAGGACUUUGUGAACUUCCUCAGCACGUUAAAAGAUGAGGGGCACCUGGAGAAUACCCUGCUGUUUGUGAUGGGCGACCACGGACCUAGAUACGCGAACGUACGGAACACGUACCAGGGUAAACUAGAAGAGAGGCUGCCUCUGAUGGCGGUAGUGUUGCCCGCGACGCUGCGACACCGCGCCGCGACGCUGCGACACAACGCGCAGGUUCUGACCACCCCGCACGACAUCCACGCGACGCUGCUAGACGCCAUGGGGCUGGGGACCUAUAAGAAUGACUAUAAAGUGGCCGGGGCCGAUUUGCCGAGGGCCAUGAGUCUGUUCGAACCGAUCCCCGCGCGGCGCUCGUGCAGCGAGGCGGGCAUCGAGCCGCACUGGUGCGCCUGCGUGUCGUGGCGGAACUUGUCUCGGGCCGCGCCGCUCUAUGACAGGGCCGCUCUAGCCCUGGUGCACUACAUCAACGGGCUGACAGAGCCUGUCAGGUCUCAAUGUGCGCCGCGCACCCUCUCCUCCGUGUCGUGGGUGAUGUCGCAACAAGCCGACAGCCGCGUGUUAUCCUUCGUGGGCGCCAAAGAUAACGACGGGUACGUUGGAAAGUUCGGGGAUAAGGUCAAACUGCAGCGGGAGACUUAUCAGGUUAAGUUGACCGUAGCGCCCGGUUCCGGAGACUUCGAAGCGUCGCUGACGUACAUCGUGAGCGAAGAUAAGUUCCACGUCGAUAUUAGAGACAUCUCGCGGACAAAUAGGUACGGCAACGAACCGGAUUGCAUCAGCAAAACUCACCCACAUCUCAAUCCAUAUUGCUACUGUGUUGGUUGAUAUGCUACUGCAUUUAUAAUUGUUUGGUACGUUAAAAUUACGAAAUUGUUAUGUACCAAAAAAUUAUAAUUGUGGCAUCGUAGAAAAAACAUUAUCUAUUAUAAUAUAAUAGUUUUACAGUGCUACCACUUUUUUUAGGACGCCUCGGCAAUAUUCGACCUUAUCUACCUCCGAAUCGAACCACAUGAAUUCUCAAUAAAAUACUGACCUUAUCACAAGUACAUUAAACUUAAAAUCAAUAAGCGAAAUUCUCUAUGUAUAUGCUCUAUCAGCUAUAGCUAUCUCGCUCUUAUUAGAAGUGAAACAGCCGACAGUUCGCAGGUUCAAAUGGCGCGCUCUGAUUGGCUCAACCUGUCAAAUAUUUUCGAGCCAAACGAAAAUUACCUAGACUUCUGCGCAGGCGCAUCGGUGUAACUUAAAAAAAGUGGUAAUAGUGCACAAUUGACCAAGAAAUUAAUUGAUAUGCCACGUAAAUAACACAGUAGCCAGUUAAAUUCAGUACUUAAGGAUAUUUUUUACAAAUUUUUGAUUGAAAAUUUUACUUCAAAAUAUAAUAAAAACACGACACAUCGGAUUACAUAUUAUUCUAAAGUAUGUUGUUAAAUAAUGAGUAUUAUUUUUCUAUAUUAUUACUAGGUUUUUUUUUAUUUACUGUCUUAGGAAGCGGGAUCUCUAUUUCCAUUUGUUAUUCUCGUAUUAUUUUGUAAAUCAUAAGCAUUAUUGGAAAAAGCACUAGGAGAAUGUCCCUAUUCUUUUUUAUUAUUUUUCGGUGCUAAGUCUCGAUUUAUGAAUUCUCAGUUAAAAAUCUCAUAGGGCUAGUCACAGGUUACCUCGAUAUUAAUUUAAGUCUCACAUUUUCUCUUUAUGAAAACGGAUCAAUUAUAAAUUUAAUCUGUGUAAACAAUUAGCAAUAAUAAGUAUUCGAAUGCGUAGAAAUCGGAAAAAUAUAAGACAAAUGUGUAUACCUUAUUGUUAUUGAAAUUAUAGACAAAUGUGUAUAGCAUAUAGGAAUAAUGUGUCGUCAUCUUACAUCGCACGCAGUUUUCUUCGCAGUUGUAAAGCUGUCAAAAUAAUCUCAGAAUUUAGAUGCAAUAUGAAAACGUAAUUCAUUCAAUUCAGUAUAACAAUGUGCUCCAUAGUCCACAUUUAGUCAUUAUUAUGAGUCACUUCAUAUCACUUAAUACUCGUUAUUGUCAUAUCUGGUUCCAUUCCAGAAGAAGCGGUAACAAAUUGCACUGCAUCAUUUUCUUCAACAACGUCAACUUCACAACUAUCCAAAAUUGAAUAAAAGAGUGGACGAUAGAAUACAUUGUUUUACAUCAAAAAACUAUGACAAUUAUUAAAUGAUUGAUGUUCGAAAUGUCCUACAAUAAUGAAUAAAAAAUGAUUCCAUUUGAUUUAUGGCAACUGAUUUCCAUCAGUUGCGAUGACACAUUUGCCACUCAACAAUUCUAUUGUUUUAUUUUAUUCCGAUUUUUAUGUUCGGAUCACAUUACAUUUCUACUCAUAAUUUAACUUGUGAAUCUUACAUUUGGUAGCUAUUAAUGUUAUAAGUAUUUAGAUAAGGACUUGAAAUAAAAAUUAAGAACUGUAAUAAUACUGACUGGGAUUUAAAACGGUUUUGAAUUGACCUUAUUUAAGUUCUUGGCUUCUUGGACAUGUUGCGAUUUAAUUUUUUUGGAUGUCUAAGGUAGGUUUCUCAAAAAAAUAAUCUAUUUUUAUAAGUUACCAAAAAUAGGUUAGUGUAUAGGUGCGACCGCUUUUGGGUAGGCCCAUUAUUUUAUAUUAUUCUAUGUUUUAAAUUGAAAAUUUCGUAUUUCGGCGUUAUAAUUUUUUCGUGUAUUUUUUUUUUAUUUUAGAAGAUAUGCGAUAAACUGUUCUUCGAUUGUUAUUUGGCCAUUUGUCAUUUGUUUGAAAAAAAAAAUUAAUCGACAGUAAAUUUCAUCUUUACGAUUCGUCGAAAAAUAUUGGAGUCUAUUCUGUCGUCGAAUCGUUUGACCAUUAAAAGUUCACAUUACAACUAAAGCGAUACGCGGUCUUCAAAUAAUGCCACCAAAAUUAUGGAGUUCAAUUUGAAUAUCGACCCCUUUUGUGUAAGUUUGUACUUUGUACCAAAUUGUUGGAAAUUAUUUUUUUAUUAUAUUUUAACAUCAUUUGUUAAUUUUGGAGCGAUAAAUAUGUGUGAUAUUUUGUAUUUUGUCCAAUUUAUAAAUGAUAUUUAUUAAUUUAUGAAUAUGUUGUCGUAUAGUGUAUGGGAAUUCUGAAAUAAAGUAAUUGUAAGU